AUGUCAUCAUCAAGUGAAAAAAACGGAUUUUCUACAUCAAAAGGAAGAUUAAACGAUGUAGACUCUUGGUAUUCUACAAAUAAUGAUCAGAACCAAUGGCUCCAAGUCGAUCUUGGCAAAAAGGAACUUGUUACAGCGAUUGCCAGUCAAGGUUCUGGUGAUAGUUAUUGGGUAGAGACUUAUUCGAUCUCUUACGGUGUGGAUAAAGAAAACCUCACUUCAUACAAAAUUAAUGCAACUCAGAAGGUAUUCGCUGGAAAUUAUGACGAGGAUACAGUCGUGACAAAUCGCUUAUAUCCAGCAAUAAAUGCGCGUUAUAUUCGCAUACACCCAGUGUCUUGGUCUGAUUACAUAUCCUUAAGAAUCGAAGUUAUUGGUUGCUACACAGGUUUUUGCAACACAAGUGAGGUUCCACUUGGAGUAGAGGAUGGAAGAAUAAAGAAUUCUCAGAUGUCAUCAUCAAAUCAUGAAAAUGGAUUUUCCACAUCAAAAGGAAGAUUAAACGGUGCAUACUCUUGGUAUCCUACAUAUGAUGAUCAGAACGAAUGGCUCCAAGUCGAUCUUCGCAAAAAGGAACUUGUUACAGCGAUUGCUACCCAAGGUUCUGGUAUUGCUUUUUGGAUGAAGACUUAUUUGAUCUCUUACGGUGUGGAUAAAGAAAACCUCACUUUAUACAAAAUUAAUGCAACUGAGAAGGAGUUUCAUGGAAAUACGGACGGAAAUUCUGUUGUGAAAAAUGUCUUAUCACCAGCUGUGACAGCUCGUUAUAUUCGCAUACACCCAAAGACAUGGAUCAUUUACAUUUCCUUGAGAGUGGAACUUUAUGGUUGUCAAAAAGGAUCUCGCGAGAAUUGGCAGUCAACACCAUUACUUACAUAUAAGAUCGCAAAGUUUUAA
Dendronephthya gigantea is the source of this 897-nucleotide messenger RNA. RefSeq names its product EGF-like repeat and discoidin I-like domain-containing protein 3. Bases 1 to 897 code for a protein of 298 amino acids. The record is from RefSeq and is a predicted model, not a curated record. Lineage: Eukaryota; Metazoa; Cnidaria; Anthozoa; Malacalcyonacea; Nephtheidae. The transcript has 5 exons.